UUAAUGUCCUGUCAUUUUCAAAUUGUGUAUGGCUUAUAUCAAAAUUUUAAAGUAAUUCUAAACUUAUAGAAAGUGAUGAAUUCAGAUAGAAGUGACUAUGAUACAAUCUCAAUUGGCAUUGGAUUAGGUGUAUUUUGCCUUCCGUUAACUUUACUAAUCCCAGAUUUCUCAGUGUGGAAUGCCAUACCAAAGUUCAGAGUGUCACGAUUCCACAUCAUAGCUCAGUAUCUCACUCCAAGGCAACUGAAUAUUGCAUUAAUUGUGGUGCAAUUAGUGCUAUUCUUAUUUUUUCUCGAAAUUCGGAAGCGAAAACUUCAAGAAAUGGUGAAUGCAGUGAUGACGGUGACAAGAGAAACAGAUACCACCAUGGAUGAAGAGCGUGUGAAGCAGGCGGCUGCGGUCAAAGCCUGCGUACAGUUGCUGGAUGUAUCCACCGACCAUUACGAAAACCUCGUCCUUCUGAAAGACGAAAUUCGGAAGAGAGAGAAGUCUAAGCAGCAUCCGCCGUUUAUUGAACCUAGUACUUCGAGUGUAUAAAUUAUGGGCGCAAUUAUUUUAUAAUGCAUUGUAUGUUUUUGUAACUAACCUAUGAGUAAUAAAAAGUAUUUAAAAUUUUU
Molecule: messenger RNA, 617 nt
Organism: Pieris napi
Lineage: Eukaryota; Metazoa; Arthropoda; Insecta; Lepidoptera; Pieridae
Exons: 2
Coding region: 76-537 (153 amino acids)
Source: RefSeq, a predicted model, not a curated record